AGGUCUUCUCGUGACUUAGCAGUCCGCGAUCACAUCUUAUUAUUCUAAACGAUUUAGCUCUGCAUAUUUGCGAGUAGUAGUCGUAUCGGUUGAGCGCUUUCUUGGGUAGUACACUAGCUCCUAUUCGCUCGAAACGCGCAUACACACCUCUCCACACGGCGCCACUAUCUUCUCGCAUCGCGUUACAACGACAGUUUUUUCUUUUGUUUUUUUUUCGUGUGUGUGUUUUGCUUCAACGGCGACGCCCUUUCUCGCCACAAAGGAAAAAGACCCCAACAGCAAGGCGGGUUUCGUCUUUCCCACCUAAUACAUAUAUAUUUUUGUUUAUGAGUGUCGCGGAGUGUGCGACGGCCGCAAUUUAAGCCUUCCGUUGUAACGUGUAGAGCGCGGACUGUUGACGACAAAAAGAAACGCCAAACGAAGCUGCUGCCUCCCUCAGCGCUCAUCGGUUACGCCUGUCACCGCUGUUUUAGUAUUCAGGGUGUGGUUUUCCCUCCCUCUUUUUUUUUUAUUACUGUAAAUAGAGCACCUCCACGUUCCACGGCGUUACGUGAUGGAGGGAUUCCACUUUCACGUCGAAGGCACCGGACUGCCGGAAGGAAGCCUGCGUCGGGCCAAUACGGAGCUCAUUGGUGCCAUUAACAGUCCCGACCCGAUGGUGCAGUACGGCGGCCUGCAGAUGCUGUGCGACCAGCUCACCAUGAGCAGCUUCAUCUCCUCCACCACACUCGCUGCCAUUCCGGCGCUACUGCCUUCGCUGCUGCGCUGCAUCGUGUCUUCGCCGCUACCCGAAGUUUCCAUCACGGCUGCGCGGGCUCUCACGUACAUUCUCGACGCCUUCCCUCGCACCUUCGACUCGUUGCAGUCUCCUUCCGUUGUUGUCAGUGUGCUGCUGAAGCACCUGCGCUCCAUCGAAGAUGUGGAGCUGUCGGAGCAGUGCAUCACCUGCUUGGAGAUCAUCACACGGGGCCCUACUGGGUGUCGCGAGAUGCUGCGCAACGGUGGCGUGGAGGCGGUUCUGGGCUUCGCGGACUUCUUUACCGUUCACAAGCAGCGGCAGAUUUGGACCAUUAUUCAGCGACUUCUCCGUGGCAUCGAUGACAGCGAGGUCAAGUACGUGUCGGCGAGCCUGCCCGCGAUUCGGCAGAACAUGACGAACCAGGACGCCGAAAUUCGUCAGAAGGCCAUCGCCUCGUUGGCGCAGGUGAUCGACGGUGUAAAGACUGAUCGGGCCGCCGUCGACGCUGCGUUUGGCGACUCAGCAGACAAAAUAGCUGCUCUGCUGGAGGAGCGCGACGUAAACGACGAGACGCUCUCCUCCGCCUUCUCCCUCCUUAGCAGCGGCGUGCGCUUCAGCGCAGGCAUCGCCGCCUCCAUGAUUCGGAGUGGGUUGUUCAUGACGCUGCUAAAUCUGUUGAAGCCGGCGCCGAUGGCGGCUGCAGCGGGCGGGGAAGGCGGGGAUCCGUUGUCCUUCACGACGCGCUCUGCGCCGGCCUCGCAACCAAACGCAGGCGGUGGUGCCGAUGAGACUCGUGCUGGUGCUGGUGAGGCGGUGCUGCUGGACCGGGAGCAGUCGGAGUCCGUCAUGUCGCCUCUGUCAACGGAGCCUGCUUCGCGCGGCGUGGGCCUCAUGUCGCACCAGCGCACGCUGGUGUGUCAGUUGCUGGCGGCUCUUCUCAUUCCGUAUCGCGACGGGGCUCUGGACCAGCUGGAGCGACUCGAGACGCUCACGCAGCGCUCAGCGCUUCUCGGGUCCCCGGCGUUGGGUGGGAACGAAAGCAGCGGCGACGAGGAGGAGGACGCAGAUGAGGACUACACCACGACGGAGGGGGACGACGAGGACGGCGCAGAAGAAGAUCAGGACGGCGUAGGGGACGGCAACGACGACAGCGUCCCCGACGCCUUUCUCGCCGAGAAACGUCAGCGUGUGGAGAGGGAGAAGGGGCUGAAGAUCCAGACGAAGGCCGCCUACGGCCGGUGUCGCGUUAGUACGUUUAUGUGUGAUGGAUGCGGCAAGAGCUUGGUGCCGGGGGACUGGUACCGCUGCAACCAAUGCACCGAUCGCGAUUACUGCGCCGCCUGCAUCGUUGAGGAGUACAAGAACGACAACGGCGGCCACCACUCCUACACGGACAUGGAACAGGUGGUCGGCGCGACGGCGCGCAACAAGGACAAGCGGGAGCUCUAUCAUAAAUCGCCAGAGCUGCUGCAGCGAGUGCUGGAGGCGAUCCCGACGGUAGCCGAGGUGUGCGUCUCCUCGGAGGUUGUGCCCGUGAGGUCGUCCUGCUUAGACUUUCUGGUGAGCGCGAUUGACAUGGCCUCGCCCGAGCAACUCAUCGCCGCAAACGUGACGACGGCGGUGCUGGGCGAUGUGCUGAACAACAACCUGCGGGGUUCGGACCUCGUGUGCAACGCUUUGGCUGUUGUGCUGGCGGGACGUCUGUUGCACAAAUUGCCGGACGUCUACCGCGUGCAGUUUGUGCGCGAGGGCGUCAAGCUGCGUCUUCAGCUAUUGAAGCAGCGCUGCAAGGUGAAGGGGAAAUCGGCGCUGCCGCGUGAUCAGCGCGCCAGCCUCACCACGUCCACGUUGGGGUGGCGGACGAUUAUCGGGACGGAGGCAGCGGUGCUCCUGCACAAAUACCUCGGCUUCGAAGACGAGCUGUCCACGGAGUCUCUUCGCCGCAUCGUGCAGGAGCUGCGGCAGGAUCAACUGGGAACGGCGGCCGAACUGCUGAGGGACGUGCUGGCGGGCGAUGUCACCGCCUUCGAGUUCUACUCCAGCGGAGCGGUGCGGGAGCUGAAGAACUGCCUUGUACGGAAGCAAAACAUGUUUGCGCUAAUGCAGCUCAUCGCGGUUCUUUCCUCCAGCUCCGCUAUGUCUCCCAUCGCACCGAACUUCAGCUCUUCUCCAACAUGGGUCAAUCCGAAAGAUGCGACCACAACGCAGCUGCUGCCGCCGGCGAUGCCUGGCGGAGCAGGUGGCGGGAAUGCUGCGGCUGGUGGCGGCAGCAAUCUCCUCUGGCGUCUUAUCCAUCAUCUGCACACGGUGCUUACGCUGCUCGACAACUUCACCGUUCCGCGCUACGACUUCGUGGGCGGCGUACACAAGUUUUUCGUCGUGUGCUUCGAACCGCAUCGUCCCUCCGUCGCGGUUCCAGGCGAUACGACGUUGUCGUCGCUGCAGCACAGCGCGUCUUCAGAGGGCAGUCAAGGAGGAAGCGGCCCCCCUCCGCUGCAGUCGAUUAAAGCCCGCAUUCGCUCGCUGUCGAGCGUGAGUGCCAUGACGCAGGUGCUGCUGCAGGAGGUGCUGCAAGUGGAGGGCGAGACCGACCACGAAGAGGGCGAACAAGACGCGGAGGCUAUCACGAACGUGUUGCCGGACCUGCACCCGCAGCUCCAAUCCGCCCCCUCCGCGAUGAACGCGUCCGCAGCGAAUACGGGUAAUGCACGUCGUCGUGCCUCGCAAUCUGCCUCGGUGGCUGCCGCACCGAAGAAUGUGUGGAUUCGCUACGGAAAGCACGUGCUGCCGCUGUCGAUGACGAUGCUGCAAAUCAUGGAGCACCUUGUUCUUCCAGAUGCUGCGACAGCGGAAGAGGAGAGAGAGAGCGAGAGCAAAUCGCUGCAGCAGUCGAAGAACGGGAAGGGCCGCCGGCAGCGGCCCGGCAACGCCGCGGCAGACGAGCAGCGUGAAGGAGAGGCGGAAGAACAAGGAGAGGAGAACGGCAACGAUUCGUCUCAUGCGCAGCGACGCACCGUCCCUCGCGACACGUCAACGGCGCCCGGCUACUCCAUCGCCCGACCGGUAAUGCUCUACUACAGUACCACGCCGUACGAUUCUCAGCACUACAGCUUCUACAAGGUGCCGAACACCUUCCCGCCCAGCGGCACUCCACAGAGCCCGCUGCAGGUGCGGCUGCCCUCGCAGGAGAUGAAGCCGAGCGCGGUACGGGAGGUGCAACGCGGCCUCGCAGCGACGUUCCCUAAUAGCAAGGAGGUGCUCGCAGAGAACCAGCGCGACGUCCUCGCGUUACUGCGCAUGUUAUACACGGCCGUCGCGAACUGGGCUUCCCUGCUCGCGUACCUGCGCAAGCAGAGCACGUCUGCCUGCUCGCCGGAGGCGGCGGCCAUGUUGAAGGACGUGGACGCGGAGCUUAUUAUGAGCGUCUUCGCGCCCCCCGUCAACCCGCAAGACUUCCAGCACGCGAAGCUGAACAACAAAGCGAUCCAGCAGUGCUCGCAGCUUCUCCUCGCCGGGCAGCAGCGCGGCACAUGGGCGGUGAAGCUUGCUCUCGACUGCAACUUUCUUUUUAGCCUGCCCACCCGUAAGUUUUUGUUUGACGUCGGCUUCACCUCGACGGACCGCUGCCUGGUCCAGAUGCGCAAGUAUCGGGAGCUCUUUGGACUACAGGAUCAGCGUUUCACGAACGAGCAGCUGCGUGGAAUCUACGGCCAGCUGCCAAAAGAAUCAAAACGGGUGUGGCGUGAGGAUGCGUUGGAGUGCGCGAAGAAGGUGCUGAGCUCGCAGGACGCGAAGGAGCGCAACGCGACGUGGAGCUUCCAGUUCUACAACGAGAAAGGCUGGGGCGAUGGGCCAACGCGUGAGUUCUACACCCUCGUGAGCCGCACACUGCGGGAGCGUCGGCUGGGCUUGUGGCGCAGCGGGGACGAGUCGGCCGACGACACCGAGUAUGAUGCGUCGAUGGGCUUGUUUCCGAGGCCCUGCGUGCCGGGAUCCGCAGAGGAGAAACGCGUUGUGCCGCUCUUUCGGCUCAUGGGCCGUUUUAUUGGCCGCGCGCUGAUGGAUGAGCACGUCCCGGCUCUACCGCUUUCCCCCGUCCUCAUUCGACUGCUGCGUGGGGACGUGUGUGAAGUGUACGACAUGCAGGACAUCAGUGACGAUGUGGGCCGGCUGCUCAUCGCCUUGUCAGAGGCGAGCGUGCGGGGGGAGCAGCAGAUCCGUCUCCCCUCGCAGAAGACGUCGGUCAACAUCGAAGACCUCGCGCUGGACUUCACACUGCCCGGUGACGACAGCAUCGCGCUGAAUCCGAAGGGUGCGGAGGAGGCGGUCACGUCGUCCAAUGUGAAGGAGUACUGCGACCUUGUGGUGGACUUCGUGCUGAACCGCGGUGUUGCGGCGGCGGUGCAUGCCCUGAGAGAGGGCUUCCACUGGUACAUCCCUCUUGUUGCGCUGCAAAUGCUCAGCGUGGAGGAGGUGUACCAGCUCAUCGCAGGAAACGAGAAGGCGAUCACGCGUGAGGAGUUUUCGCAGUACUCGGAGGCGAAUUACGGCUACACCAUCAACUGCAAGCACGUCCAAUGGCUCUUUGAAAUUCUCGCGUCCUUUACGCUCGAGGAGCAGAAGCAGUUCUUUCUGUUUCUGACCGGAUCAGCACACCUGCCCGUCGGCGGCUUAGGUCGGCUGCGACCUCCGUUUACGGUGGUGCGCAAGACCUCUGAUAGCGCCGCAGUGGCCGAGGGCGACUUGUUGCCCUCUGCGAUGACGUGCCAAAACUACUUGAAGCUGCCGCAGUACGCCACCAAGGAGGAUAUGGAGAAGAAGCUGCGCUUUGCCAUGACAGAGGGAAAUGGCGCAUUUCUGCUAUCGUAA
Leptomonas pyrrhocoris is the source of this 5608-nucleotide messenger RNA. RefSeq lists its product as hypothetical. Bases 554 to 5608 code for a protein of 1684 amino acids. NCBI's taxonomy places the organism in Eukaryota, Euglenozoa, Kinetoplastea, Trypanosomatida, Trypanosomatidae. The record is from RefSeq and is a predicted model, not a curated record. Gene Ontology annotation, molecular function: ubiquitin protein ligase activity. Gene Ontology annotation, biological process: proteasome-mediated ubiquitin-dependent protein catabolic process; protein polyubiquitination. The transcript has a single exon.